UGCCAGGUGCACGAGAGACAUUUUAAGUGACGAGAGAUGAAAUUAAUUGAUCACUGCUCUUCUUACUGGACGUGUGUAGUUUGUCUCAACGUUUUCAAUUCAGAUCUCAAUCACUAGAUAGUUCCGUUUUAUGUAUAGUCUAUGCCGAUGAAAAUGUCAUUUUUAUACCGGUAGAUCUGAGCCUCUGGCUAGUCCUUGAUGAAUUGAUUGAAUUUCCAUUAGGGCCUACCUUACACUACAGCCCAGGUUAAUACACAAUCACAAUGGACAGCAAUAUUCGACAACUUCUUGCCGCUGCCCAGCAGUAUGGAGUUGAGUCUGAGGGUUCGUUCUUGCAUCAAGCCUAUGAUCAGCUUCGGGUUGCAGCAGAGACUAAACCAACGUCAGACGGACCAUUGCCGUUCGGCCAGGAUCUCUAUGUACUGUGUGCUGAGAUCGCUUUCCAGUAUGGUCUGGAUGAAAUCACCAAGGAAUGUCUGAAGAUGUUCUUCAUGAAGGCCUCUCCUUCCAACCAGUUCUUGUGCAGAGCCUACUUGUGCCAGGCCCAACUGUUGGCACCAACUUCAGCUGAGCAUAAUACCCAGUUGGAAAAAGCUGUUGUGUAUCUUCUUAAGGCAAUUAACUUUGCAAAAGAAAACCAAAGGUAUCACUUCUUGGUAUACAAUGCCUCCGUCCUCUUCUGGCAAUUCUGUCGACCGUUCCUCAAGCCCGGCUAUCGCCAGUACCUCUCCAUCAGCCUCCACUCUGUCGUCAAGGCCCUCGACGAUAUCGAUGACAAGGACUACGAGUGGCGGGCGCAAUUGAUGAUUGCGCUGAUCGAGUGUCACGUUGAUGCGGGUAGGAUCAAGGAGGCGGCAGAGGUCAGUAAGGCCACAGCUGAAUUCACCAAAGCGUAUGUGCCGCUACUCUAUAAACAGGUGUUAGGAUUACAGAUUCGUCAUCAGCUUGUUGAUCAUAACAAAUUGAUCAAGGACAUCAGGCAGAACGGUGACUUGACCGUAUACUACAAACUCGUCAAACUCAGAGUAUCACUUGAGCAGAAAGAAGUGACCGAUUUGGACGUUCAAGGUGACAGAAUCUUGCGACAGAUUCUAAUGGAGGAGGAAGUAUCGCGGUCAUCCAGCUCGCUAAGUGGCCGGAAUAAAACCGCCACACCAAUCAGUGCAGUGUCAGACGACGUUAGGUCCUCACGCGGCAGUCACAAACGGGCACCUGCUGCAGUGACUGCUGCUACUGCUGCUUCACCAACCACACCCGCUGCAGUACCCAACUCAAUGCAAUAUGAUGCUCUUUCCUCUAGCGCCCAAUCUUUUUCUACUGUGGCCCCUCUUCUUUUGGAGUUGGCUAAUCUGUGUGUGGAAUAUGAUAUGCCUGAGCUUGUCACACGGUGCCUUGAGGGCCUGAAAAACUCCCAUAUCAAGGAGAAGGGAACGUUUAUCCAGAUGGAGUUUAUCGAGUGCUCUCUGAUGGUUCUCAACCUGAGGGAGAGGCAGGAGUCCUACAGUAAAUCUUCCGUCGAGGUUCGCAUCAAAGCCAUCAGCCGUCUUAGCGAAGCGAUCAUGAACGCUAUCCGCUACGGAGACCCUAACAUCAUCCAGGCUGGUUGUGUGGCGCAGUGGAAUCUAUGUCUACCACUUCUCCAGACCAACCUAAGGGAGCAUGCUCGGAAACCACUUACACUAGUGGCUGAAGCUCUGGAAAACAUCCAGAGUUUGCUGGUGUUGCUUCGUUGUCAAAUCCACACUGAACUGGCUAAGAUUGAGGAGGACGAGGAGCAGAUACAAGUGGCCAUGGAGCAUCUCAAGAAGGCUUUGGGGUUGGAUGAUGGCGGUCAGUACCAUGAACGUCUUGAGACAGCCCUGCACCGACUACAGCUGAGAGCUGAGCUCUACAAACCACCAGAUAGCAUGGAAGACCAGGCAGCUAUGAUCAUUGAACAGGCCAGGAAGAGUGCCGAUUCUGGUACUGUCCGAAUGAAGAGAUCUCUGCUGGUUAAGGCGGGUCAAGCCCUGUCACCUGAUGCUUUCCUCCUAGUGCUGGAGAGUGAAAAUGAGCUCAAAGCAAGUGGUGGAGGCAAGGGAUACAUGACCAUUAUUAAUCAGCUGGGGAAUAAGGCAAAACACUUCCAGAAGUGUGUGAAGAAGUGCAGUGGACACAUCAAGAGACUUGGCAGUGAAAAUGAACGAGAUAGGGCACGAUUGUGGGCCGAUCUUGCUAAGGUUGCCCGUAAGCAAGAGGUGUGGGACGUGUGCCGUGUGGCAGCACGUUUCUGUCUCUUGUACGAUGAUGACCGAUGGAAUAUGGUACGACCAUCCACUGUACGCUCAGAUACUCAUAUUGAGAGUGUUCCCGGAGUACCCGAGCUAGCAGACACGCCUACAAAGAGUAGAAAGGCUGCGUCUGAGGCACCGACUCAAGAGAAUCACACAGUGACACACUCUGACAAGGAUCUGAUACGAACACUGGCAGAAAUCCACUUCUUGAAUGCCGAGACAUUGGUGCACCUGUUGAGAUCAGAGGGAGUAAGUCUGAACAAUGAACCCAUUCCUCCAAAGGACAAGAGCAAGCAUCCUAAGGGCUACGUACCUACUAAGCCUGAAGAUGAUCCUGAUUGGAUUGUGUACAGGGACUGGAUUAAAGACCUCUCUGCCUCCAUUACCAAAGGCUUUUUGAGAGCCUCUGAACUCGGAGUCCAGUUGACUGAGCCAUGGAUUGUGUGCAGUGCCACCACGUACCUGUGGAACUACAACAACCACUUGCUGUCAGCUGGUCGACAUCGAGAGUUGAUUGAGUGCUUUGGUUCAUUACUCCAGGAUCUUAAACAAGUCGGCCAUGCUGGGGAAACCGUUAUGCUGGUCAACCUGUGCACUGCCCUUGCCUUCGGCCUAGUCCAACCAUGGAUACCCAAAUCCACGACUCGAGAUGUUGUACCCCCAUCGUCCCCCUCCCCUAAGGGCCGUGGGGACAAGGAGUCCCCCAGGAAGGCUAAGUCAGUUGCUAGUCACACCAGCGCCAAGACCAGGAGCCUGACAGUUGACCCUGAUGGCAUGGAGGACAUUAAGAAAGCAAUGGAGGUGUGUGAUUAUGGGAUGGAGGUGACCAAUGGUACCAAGCCGUUGGACAUUGUACCCAUCUCAGUCAGGCAUCCUCUUAUUAUCAACUGGGCACUGGUCAAGCAACUCAUCGGUCAACAGAUUUCAAAGUCUCUUGGAACGGAAGAUGAGAACAACACUGAAGGUCAGCGACCUUUGACCCGCUGUCUGGUUGCCUUGGAGAUGAGGGCGCUGAAUGGCAAGGGCUUGACAGACUUCAAGGAGACCCCUCCACUGGUGGAGAUCUGCAACAUGGUUGAGGAGUGCGAGUGGGGAGACAGUCUUGUGGAGUUGCAGGUGUGGACUCGGCUCUCCGAGCUCGCUCUGGCAUCUAGAGAUCAUCAACUGGUACUUAGAGCCACCUCCAAAGCAUUGGCAUUCAAUAAUAACAACAAAGUCAGAAGCAAGAAGAUGGACGACCAUAAGAUGAUAGUAUGGCAUGAGAUGCUGAGUUAUUCUAGUCGUCUGCUGGGUCAGACAUUGAUGUUCAACAUGGAAGGGAAGAAUGCAAUCCGACGCUCGGCACUGGAUGCUUUUGUCAAUGCCGCAAGGUUUGGACGUAAAGCCAAGAAUUUUGGCCUGGUCAUCACAGCGGCCAGACAAUACUGGAAUGCAUGCCUUCCCCUCGUCAAUGAACCAAUGGAGAGACAACUUCUUAAGCAACCUCUUACCAUUAUCCUGGACAGCAUCACGGCCACCACAGAGAAGAUUGUCAAGAAAGAGGAUGGGGCUGUCGCAGUGAAUGGCGGACCCCCAGGUGCCAAUAAAGCAAAGGGUGAAUCCCCCAUCGCUAGUCCAUCCACCUCCUCGAUCGCUGGCAUCUUAUCUGAUCCGGAGGAUGACCUGACUCUAAGGGCUGCCCUGUAUGGGGUCAUGUUCCAGGCUUUUGUGGACCAGGGUGAAUGGGAAGAGGCAUUAGCUGCAAUGGACAAGGCAGUCAGUGAUAUGCCACGCACCAAGCAUAGAUUGUUGAUAUUCAAGCACCGUUUGAUGGUCAAAGCAACACUUGGUAGAGAUAUUAACGUGGAUAUUGCAAAGUUCAAGGAUGAAAGUGAGAACUACCUGUCUGUUAUGUGGCACAAGGUGGCGCUGUGCUCAAGGGACCAACGAGAGCAGCUCUCAGCCUACAAGAAUGCUAUCGAGGCGUUGCAGUCAAGUGCAAGUGAUUGGCAGAAGGUUGAGUACCUCAUGGAGUUCUCGGAGUGGUUGUACGUCAAUGAGUUCCCAACCUUGGAUUGUGUAGAUCAGUUAGAAUGGGCUGCUGAUAUCUUACUCAAUAUGAAGAUUGAGACAAGGUCAAAGGUCACCGAACAAGCAGGAAAAUCCAAGAAGAAGAAGGGGAAGAAAUCCGCCGAGCCUGUCUCGCAGUCUCCAGCUCUUCACUCCCCCACCCCCACAGAGACAAAGACCAUGACAGAAGGGGCGACAGACAGUGAGGGGGAAGACUCCAUGGCGGCCAGGUUCAUCCCUGUCAAGAAGCAGUCGGUCAUUGGGCUGUCGGCCUCCAACCUCAACCUCUCUGCCUCAGAGUUGACGAGCAUCAAGCAGUUGGAACACCUGGUGCGAAUCCACAUCAUGCUGGCCAAGACGGCCGGGCGGGAUUCUCCGAUGCACACUAGCUACUGCAUGCUGGCGUGGGGAUUCCUGAUCCGAAUCUGGCAGGUGUCCCUGAGUUCAGCCGGUCAAGUGGCCAAAGAAAUGGCUAAGGUGUCAAUCUCCAAUGAGCAGCUGGGCAGCCAGAAGAACUCCGCCAAGGCUAAUAAGGGUAAGAAGGAUGCAGGAGGCAAAGGAGGAAGCAAGGAGAUGGAGACACCGAGAGAUAAACCAAAGAGGAAGGGACCGCUAGACGCAGUGCCUCUACAUCCAGAAGAUUGGGCCAUGUAUGAUGUACCGGAUGAGAUGCGAGAAGCGUUCAAGGAAGAUCACACAGGGGAAGGUAUUAAUAGAGACAGUAUUGCCAAACCGACUCUAACCUUGUACUACUUGGACAGUCUGGUGACGGAACUACGAAGCAUCGGUUACAGCCACCUCACCUUCCCUGCUCUAGUCCUAGGUGAAGUCAUUGCAAGAGAUAUCGUGGAGUCCAACGUAGCAGGGAACACAUAUCGACUUUUAUCUGCUGAGAUUUGUCUUGAGUUGAAUCUAACAUCUGGAGUCAAGUUCCACGAGGCGUCAGCUGGUGCUCUGGGAGUCAAUGAAGAGGACCAGGCUAAAUGUCGUGAGGAUACCUCUCGCUACCAGGAGAGGCAGAACCAGGUACGGCGUGAGGCAGGACGGGCAAAGGAGUUACGUCGACUCAUGACAGCUGAGAACAAGGUCAAGAAAAAACAGUCAAGAAACAUCAUUCCUGCUGAUCAGAAGACCGAUAUCAUUGAGUCAGUGAUGGGACUCAGCCAACCGCUAAGCGGCAUGACAUUCAGACAGGCCUGGACACAGCAAGCAGAAAUCCUAAUCAAACAGGGAUAUAACCAAGCGGCCAGGGAGCUGUUGAAUGAGGCUCACCUCUCUACCAAGGCAUUUGACGACAAGUUCACCGAGGCAUCCAUCUUGAAGAACCUCGCUAAGCUCUCCCUACAGGAAGCCAACUGUGGACAGGCCAUCAAUCUACUCAAGGAAGCUCAGCGGUUCGAUGGAGAUGAAUUGUUCUGGCUGGAUACGACCCUUCUGCUCGUUGAAGCAACCCUGGGCAACCCGGAAGACUGGGAAAGAAACAACAAAGCUCGUGCAGUUAUCCUGAAAGCUCUGUCUCUCUUUUCCACAUUCGUGGAUAAGAGACCCAACAAGAAGGGUCUGCUGACAUACAUCAAAUCCACUCUUGAAGCUAAGUUUGCAACAAUUCAAAUCAGUCAAGUUCUUGAGGAGAGUAGUGACACAAUGAAACCAAAAGCACACAGAGAGCUUCAAGAUGCAUGUCAGCGAUUGAAGAAAAGUGCUGAUGAUUUGAUUGGUGCUAACUACACACGGGAAGCGGUUCAGAUUAUGCAACAACAAGCCAGUGUACUCAGGUUGUUUGCAUGCGACAGUGAUGAGAAGGACGUUCAGCAUGAUUUCCUUCUUCAAGCUCAAACCAUCAUGCUAAGAGCUGUUGGCAUGAUGGAUCAUCUACUGCAUGAUGUGUGCUCCCUGUCUGCCGUUCAGGAGUUGCGGAGCAUAAGUCUUCCACUGCAGAGAGAAUCUUGUAAUGUGAAGAUCGCCUUUGCCGAGUUAUUGAUUGAUAUGUUUGUCAUCUACGCUGAAGAGCAUCGGAAGCGUCAGAUCACUGAAGCAAGAAAAGGAUCUGUUGAAAAGUUGGUAGAGAACUUCAUAUCAGCUAAACCUGUCUUGACUGAUACUGAGAAGCAAUGGAGAAUGAUGGCCAGUACAUUUGCCACUGGUGCCCUGUCACUUCUUCAGAGUGCACACAAUUUAGCUGGUUCCAUAACCCACCUCAAGGCAAAGAGUUUGUAUAACAUGGGUAGAUGUCUGCGCAUGUUGGCAAACAGUCAAAGUGCAUCAGCCCCAACACAAUGGGAUAUCCAGUAUAUGAAUCUGACGGCAGGGUCAGGGGUCAGCGGCACGCAUCCUGUCAAACCAGCUGACGAGGGCACCGCAGAUGACGAGAUGAACGAAGGGAAAGAUCUCGAUUUAUCCUCGUCUCAGCAAAUCAAAUAUUCUACGGCAGCUGCUAAAAUUAAGGCCAAGCAGAGUUCAUCCGAGUUGUAUUUGUGCCAAGCCACCGAGGUCUUAGCUCAGUGUGUACAGCUAGCCUUGCAGAAAGGUGACAGGAGUCUAGUGGCUGCAGGCUGUUUAGAGUUAGUGGAGAGCUGUGGCCAGUUUGACAAUGCGAUGACAUCACACUAUCUAGCUCUCUAUCAGAGCUGCAUCAGUUCCAAGUGUCUGGAGGACUUGUUACUGUGCUCACAGCGGGAUCCAUCCACCUCGAAGCAGGCAGCCCUGCUACAGCAGCGCCAGAGGUUGGAGGCUGAUGCCAUGACAACCAAUCGCAGCUUUAGCACUCUGUUCAAGGUUGUGAGUGAGAACCUUCAAGAGACUUCAGAGGGAUGGAAGCGUUUGGCCAUCAGUCCACAACAUUUGGAUCUUAUCAAGGAACUUCCUCCAAACUUUAAUCUCAUCAUCCUGCAACACUCUGAGGAUAAAUCCACACUGUAUGGCUCCAUCCUAGACAGACCUAAAGCUUCCAGUGGGAAGGAGGGUGGCAAGCCCUCUAAAGGAAGUCAGCCUCAAACCUCAAGAGCAAAGGUCACUCGCACAUUGGUUGACCCUAACACCUUAGAGUCGCUUCACAGGAGGUUCCAUCAGCAUAAGCAUGACGUAAUGGCAACGCUGCUGAAGGCGGAGUACCAGCGAUCACAGCAAACGCAGAGACAGAAGAUGCUGGAGAAUAUCUCCGAUGAUAUGAAAGAAGGAAUCAAGGACUGGUCCGGUGACAUCGAGAAAGCUGAACAAAAACUGCAAGAGCAGUUUCUGGAGUUAUUACGCGAGUUGGAGGAAUAUCUUAGGCCUAUAACCUCAUUCCUCGAUCCAGCUAUAAGAGCGUUAGAGAACCCAGGCCCAGUGCCGACGUCCCGUUCGGAUCCUUCCGCUGCAGCGAACCCAGAGGAGUCUGUGGUCAUCCUGGCUGAUAAAUGGCUUCUUGAGAUGCCUCUAGAGGCCUUAGCAAUCUUCUCAUCUCCCGCUGUAACUUCACUGUCUCGGGACUUCUCCUUGCAGAUGAUUUAUAACCGGAUCCACAGAGAACCUGAAGAGGAGAUGACUGAUGAAAAGAGAAAGAAAGAAGCAGCUAAGAUUAAAGCAGCGAAGGAGAAGACAAAGGGGAUCAAGAUGGUGCCUAUUGAUCGCCCUGUCCCAGCAGGUUGUCUACCGAUUGACACACACAGUUUCAAAUAUGUUGUUGAUCCCCAUUUCGAUUGUCCAGAAGAAGAAGCCACUCAUCCAAUCUUUGAGAUGCAAGAAGCUUUGAAGCUUUACAACAAUCAGUUUACAGCUCGUUGGGAAGGAAUACAGGGGAGUGAUCAUGUACCAAGUGUGGGUGAGUGGGAAGAGCAGUUCCGUGAAUGUCAAGCGUUCAUCUCCUACGGCCUGGAGAGAUUCUUCUCUCAUGUUCCACCUCAGAAAAUGGCUCCCACCAAUCUCUCUGAGUGCCUCCUAGUGAUCUUGUUGGACUUGGUUCAGACCAAUCGGAGUUUCAUGCGGCAAUCCAAGAUCGAUACCCAGAAAAGUUUCAAUGAGUUAUCAUUGGAGAAGUCUGUGGAGACAGCGAUGUUGCUGAGUCUGAGUGGAGCUGGUUGUGUGUUGGCUAAUCAGUGGCAUUGUACAUUGCAGCAGAAUGCAAACAAGUUUCAAACACUCAUGAAAGCUCUUCUUGAAACUGGACGAACAACUGGACAGACAGUCCGUCGGAUGUUCAUCCCGACUUGGGGAAUGGAAGGGGAGGAGGUAGAGGGCGGUGAAGGGGAGGCGGACGACCGAAUUGAUGGAAAGACCAGCGUCGCCUCUCAGAAGGCCAGCAGUGGCGAAGGGAAAGGCGACAAAGCCAAGAACCUCAAGGUCAAAGGUGACGAAGGGGGCAAGAGUGCAAAGGGCAAAAGUGAAGAUGGGAAGAGCCCCAAGGUCAGAGGGAAGAAGGACGAGAAGGUGGCAGAGUCGCCGGUCAAAGGUCAAGGGUCAGUGACCCGGCUGACGAGCAAAGAGCGGUUGGGCGGCGGGGAUGACUUGGAAUUGAUCAGUAGGCAUUGGUUUAAUUUUGUGUGUUAUGGGUUGCCCAACCUGUUAGUAACGCAGGUUUAGUGUUGAUAAUUCUAUUGAUAAUUUUUUUGUCAGAUUAUAUUGAUUUGAUAACUGAUUCGAAAUAAUGAUUAUUGGUUGUGUUUGAUAAUAAUUCUAUUUGUAGUUUAAAUUGAGAUUUUUGUGUUGAUAAUUGGCACAGAAAAAUUUGUAAUAUCACUUGAUUUUAAACUCUUAAAAGCCAUUAAAAUGUAUCACCAUGGCCCAAGUUCAUAGAAAAUAUUUGUUUUGCUUAGCAGCUAAAAUGUAAACGGAUACAUCACAAAAUUAACAUGUGACAAGGUACUUUGGCUGGUAAUCUUAUUCUGGUAAGCAUACUUUUGUUGUGCUAAGCUACUUUUGUGGCUAACUCUAGUAAAUGAAUAAAGAAUAAAGCACCAAGUAUAGAUUGCCGACCGAACCACCAUUGCUACGACACUAGCAGCGCCAACAUUUUGUACACAAAUACAUGGGAAAAUGGUUGUCUUUUUUCCUUUUUUAUGCAAAUUAAGUCAAUGUCAUCCUCAACGAUUUAAAAAAUGUCCAUGACAGGACAGCAUGACAUAAUUAAUGAAAAAGGUGAAAAAAGUUAUGUUUUCAAUAUAAGGAGCUUCUUGUAAUGGUUUACAAAGUGCUUUGGCAGCCAACCAUACCAGAAAACACCAGGGCAAACCUUUUCUCUUAAGGAUAAGUGUACUGGGUUCUUUUAAGCGCAUUACACAACAAGCAGGACCUUAAAGAUGAAGCAAUAAUGGUUUUAAAUAAGUGUCUUGCUUUAGAACAAGGGUGUCCAGACCAGAACUCAAACCAACACUCUGCUGAGCAGAAACACCAGAGCUUGAGUCCAGUGCUCUUAUCCACUUGGCCCUGGCCACCCGUUAUUGGUGGAUUUAACAACAACAAAGCCAGUUUUCGUGUUGUGUAUAGACGAUGUGACCUAUGUUUACACUUAAACCACCCUCUGU
Molecule: messenger RNA, 9820 nt
Organism: Asterias rubens (European starfish)
Lineage: Eukaryota; Metazoa; Echinodermata; Asteroidea; Forcipulatida; Asteriidae
Product: cilia- and flagella-associated protein 46-like
Exons: 64
Coding region: 264-8879 (2871 amino acids)
Biological process (GO): axoneme assembly; cilium movement involved in cell motility
Molecular function (GO): protein binding
Source: RefSeq, a predicted model, not a curated record